Messenger RNA from Diachasma alloeum, 4980 nucleotides. RefSeq names its product integrator complex subunit 3 (gene IntS3). Gene Ontology annotation, cellular component: cytoplasm. The record is from RefSeq and is a predicted model, not a curated record. NCBI's taxonomy places the organism in Eukaryota, Metazoa, Arthropoda, Insecta, Hymenoptera, Braconidae. The coding region runs from base 684 to 3920 and encodes 1078 amino acids. The transcript is spliced from 7 exons.
CUUGCACGGUGGGGUUGCUCGGUGGUACAAGAGCACGAGGGCACAAGCGGCAUAAACAGAGGCGAGUGAGAUAGAGUGGAAUAACGUGGAGGAGGCAAUAGAGGCGUAGAGAACAGAACAUCACACAGAACAGUUUCACCGAGUGAGAGUAUAUACAUCGUAAUCCUAUCGUAUUAUAAUAAAAAGCAAAAAAAAGAAGGAGAAAACUGGACGGGUAGGGGUAGUGGGAAGAGAAGGAGAAAGAAGAGGAAAAGAAAUUGAAGGAACAGAACAGAACGAAAGAGAACAGACGAAAGGACAGAGGGAUAUAUAGUAGUAGUGGAAGAAACUGAAAACACAUGAUGCACGGUGGUGACUGUGGCCCAGGGGCACAGGGCUGAGGGCCCAGAUACUGCCGGCAGUGCACAACCACUUGGCGAUAGAGAAAAAUAAAAUCAUAAUAAUUGAAAUUGAAAAUAAAAUAAUAGGAUAAUAAUAAUAAUAAUAAUAAUAAUAAUCCAUAAAUAAAUUAUACAUUGACAUAUCCAUAUUCACAUACAUGAUAUGUAUGUACAUAUGUGUAUGUAUAUGUAUACGUAUUUAUAUGAGAGUAUUAAAAUAAACGGUUUAUUUAAUGGAGAGAGUAUCUUUUGGUUUUUAAAUCACUCGGCGAUAACCACUGGUGCAACAUCAUUGGUGCUACGAUGGAACAGGCUAAAGUGACUUCGUCGAGGUUAUUUACAACAUCCUGCAUUGAGAACAAGGACGAGUUGGAGGAGAAAUUUGAAAGAUGCCACACAGUCCUGCAAACCCUGACCUCGGGUCUCUCCGAAAAAGAGGCCCACGACACCUUAACCAAUGCAGUCUGCAAAGAGAAAGCCCACGAGGAAGUAUCCCUGGGUCUCCUCGUGGUGAUCCUAACAGAUCCCCAAGAAGCAGCAAAGAGCUACCGAGACUUAACUCUAAUAACACGUGACGGUCUGGGAAUAGUGCUAGCCCACUUGAACCAACUGGUACUCGAGCGUUACCUUCGCCUCCACGACACAGGUCGAGGUCAACUGUUGUGGCUCCUCCGAGAGAUGAUUCGAACCAGUGUAGCUGGAAUUGACAACUUGUGCCUGAGUUUGCUGAGACACGCAGCUGGUGGUGACACAUCAGUCCGCAAUCUCUACUUAGUCGAAGCCCUUCUGGAGAUAUUCCAGGAGUGUCGGCCAUGGCUCGACAAAUUCCCCUUCCUCGUCGCCUCAAUCGUCUACACCUACUUGAGACUAAUUGAGGAUCACAGUGCCCCCCAUUUAAUGGUCCUCAGACAGAAGGAAAUAGUAUUCACAGUUUCCCUGCUUCGAGAGCGAAUGGUCGACUGUCUAGUCAUAGGCAGAGACCUGGUUCGUUUGCUGCAGAAUGUCGCCAGAAUAUCAGAGUUUGAGGUACUCUGGAGGGACCUCCUGAUAAGCCCAAAGUCCAUCUGCCCUAGUUUCACUGGAAUCCUCCAACUCCUGGAGACAAGAACCUCGAGAAGAUUUCUACAGUCGAGAUUGACCCCAGACAUGGAGCGAAAGCUUGUUUUUCUCACGAGCCAAGUGAGAUUUGGCAAUCACAAGAGGUACCAGGACUGGUUUCAAAGGCAGUACUUGGCGACACCAGAGUCACAAUCCCUGAGGUGUGACUUGAUUCGUUUUAUCGUGGGAGUCAUUCAUCCGACAAACGAACUACUCUGCUCGGACAUUAUUCCCAGAUGGGCAGUCAUUGGCUGGUUAUUGACGACGUGCACAUCCACUGUAGCCACCAGCAACGCCAAACUAGCCCUAUUCUACGACUGGCUGUUCUUCGAUCCUGACAAAGACAACAUCAUGAACAUUGAGCCUGCCAUUCUCGUCAUGCACAAUUCAAUGAGGUCACAUCCUGCUGUCACUGCCACACUUUUAGACUUUCUCUGCAGGAUAAUACCAAACUUUCAUCCAACGCUGACGGAGAAGGUUAGAAACGGAAUAUUUUCGUCACUGAAACAAAUACUUGAGAAACGAGUUUUACCAAGUUUGUAUCCACUUUUUGACAGUCCUAAGCUGGAUCGAGAGUUGAGGGCUAAAAUCAGGGAGACAUUCAAGGAAUUUUGUCUACCACCUAAUGCUGAUCCUGUAGCAGGUAAUAAGGUUCCCCUAUAUUCAGGUAAAAUCGAUGAGCUCAAGGAUUUUGGGCCAGGCCUCAUGUUGGACAACAGUGUGAGCUUGAACGAAAACAAUCAUCUGGAUCAGGAGCACGAGGCAGCCUUCAGUGACGAUGAGGAUGAGAUAAUGCCUCGAAUAACAAAAGUAGACUCGGAGGAGGAUGACGAAGACCUGCCCCUAUCAAAAGUUAAACUGAAUAAAAAAGACCAGAAGAACUCCAACUGCAUCAAGAAGGAAGACGAAUUGACAUCGCUACUGAACAUAAUAAUUGAGCCAGAGGAGCUAAAGAGAGCCGUCGAGAACUUGUACACUGAAACAGACAACGAAUCUAAAUGCCAGAUAAUGGAGACAAUUGUUCAGAUGAUCAUUGAAGAUGACGUUGGAGCCGACAUGAUAGCACCACUUGCCAUGUGCCUGUCGACGAUUCUCGAGUCCCAGAUAACUGCUUCGAUAUUCCCGGCUGAUAAUUCCAACGAUGAAGCUUUAACCGACACCAUAAGUACUCCAGUCUUCGUAAUGUUUCGUAAUUUCUUUCAAUUAUGUCAGGAGGAAGACAACAGGAAGAAAUUUAUAGGCCACGUCCUGGCGGAGUUGCAGAAGAUUCAACCGAGAAUUGGUUACCUUCUACUUUAUUUUCUCAAAGUAUGGGGACGAGAAGAGGAGAAACGUGAGGGAUUGGCUAGCAAUGUCACGAGUGAAGUUAAAGCCUCUGUUUAUAAAGACUUUUGUGCCCAGAGAGAUAAGAAGCUGGAGACGUGUCUCUUGACAGAUCUUAAGUUGUGCCACGAAGACAGUGUCUUCCUCCUCUGCUAUCUCCUUCCAGAUGUGUUUACAGGGUUCCAGGGAAUUGCCCUAGGUAAUGCCCAACUCCUGCACCUGGUGGUAUCAACAGUCGACUCCUGCCAACUCCAGGAACUAGUCUGUCAGAUAAUGCAGGGACAACUGAAGAUGCUGGAGAAGGAUUCAUUCAUGAAUCUUCUCACUGUUAGCUUAAACUGGGAGACCUUUGAACAGUACUGCUUCUGGCAAUUGACAUUUGCACAUGACUUUCCGAUCAAAUAUGUACUGCCUGUAUUACCAAAAUUGCAGUUUAGGGAUCAUGCUGAGGCACUCACUGCUAUUUUAUUUAUGCUCAAGCAAGAGAGACCAACCCUAGAACUACUGAGACAACUAUUCACCCGUCAAAACACCGAUGGCGACAUGUUCGUCGUAGCAGCCCUUCGCUACUGGUGUCGUGAUUACGAAGACAAACUCGCUGAACUACUUGCUAAUUUAUUGAGCUCGAGGUACCCAGCAACCAGUCCCAACAAGCGAAAACGAGCUGGUGCAAAACAGAAUCAACAGGCGACUGGUCCACCAACAGGUGAACAAGUAUUGGGUCAUCUGGAUCAGUUGAGACAACACUGUCGUGCCUCAGCUGAUCUUCAAUUGUACCAGACUGAGAAUAUGCAGAAGGCACUGCAGCAGGCACAAGCCGCCAGCAGUGAUUCCCUGAGAAAGAGCUAUGGAGAUUUGUUUGCACUUGCUGAGGUCAAUGAGGAGAAUGAAUCACCACCGAUUUCUAGCCCGAGGAAACAUACAUCAUCGACUGCUGGGGGAAAGGGGCACAAGAGGGUGGGGGCUAGUACGAGAGAGAGAUCUGCUAACAAACGACCACCACCGAGGGACAGGGGAACUGAGAGUAGUGAACAAAGUAGUGAGGACGAAUUGAUUGCAAAACCAAAGCAAGCGAAGAAGAGAAAAAAGAUGAAUCCCGUGGGUUCAGACAGUGACUGACCGUCCCCUUCAUCGUUAAUGAUCAAAAACAUGAAUCGAUUGAUAUCUGGGCAUCACAAACGACUUAAACCACCUCUCAGUGCUCGCAAUUAAUAAAUGCAAAAAAAAGAAAAAUCCAAGCGCGUAAUCCUGAUAUGAGAGUGAAAUCACUGAGGAGGACUCUUUCUCCUGUCUAUUUAACAGAUAAAUCCGAAGUGAAUUUAUUUUCGUUAGUAAUGACUAGAUGAUAUUUUUAUUUCUAAAAACCGUCUUGUAUAUUCUUUUCUUUUCCACAUGUACAAUUAUGUGAAAAAAUUGGAUUGAAUGAAUGUCAAGGGAUUUUAAUUGUUUAUUCAUUUGAAGAUUGUUGUAACGAGUAAUAAAUAUUUUUUUGUGAAUAAUUUACCUGCGACAUUAUCUCGAUUUUUAUUGAUGAAACGAUAGAGUGGUCGAUUCGUUGUUCUUUUUACUCAAGUCAAUUAUUAUUUUUUUUCAUUAACAAACGGUUUAUCUUAUCAGUAAAAUGUAAAUUAGCUGUAAAAUACCUGUGUUAUGUAUUUGUAGACUGUACAUAUUGAGAAAAUGAAAUGAAAAAAGGGAGAGACAAAAUAAUGAGUCAAGUGUUUUGAAUAAUCAUUAAUGCGCCUUACAAGGUUUUCCCUAUCAAAUCCACGAGCUAAAACCCAUGAAAAUGUUAAUUAAUAAUGAUGAAAAAAAAUGUUGAUUAAUUAAUUAUAGGAGUAGUCUGGUAUUGAUAUCGUAAUUCCCUUUGCACUGAGUCGAUGAAAUUUUUUAUACAUGUAAAUACAUAUCGACGCUCCAAAAUUAGAGGAUUAAAUUGACGAUUGUAAAAAUAAUAACGAGUGGAUGGAAUACAAAUUGAUUGAAUAUCAAAGUUUUCAUUUAAAUCCUGUACGCAGUGUAAGGUGUAAAUACAUGAAUAACUUUAGGGUAACUGGUGGCUCGUGAAUUCAUAAACAUUUAAUGUUUUUAACGAACCUUGUAUACAUGAAUUACACGCACUAAAUAAUGUAAAUACUUGGUGGUUACCAAAAAUAAAAAUAAUGAAAUUAAAAGCAUA